AUGUCGUCCGUACCCUCAAAAUUAAAGAAAACUCACGCCAAACCGCCGCGAGGACGACCCGCCGCGACGGACUCGCUCUCGCAGCCUGCGGUCGCGGACCACUCAGCACUAACCUACCUAUCAACCUUCUCUCCGAGAGGAGACCUCUUUGCACUCCUGUCUCUUGCGGUUGACAAGCAUCGUCUACGCGUCUAUGACACCGUGUCGAGACAGUCUAUCGCUGAGCAUGUCGUGGACACGGCUCGUGUUACCUCUCUCUGCUGGGCGAGUCUUGACCUCUCCGAGUCGCAGCAGUAUCCUUCAGAAGACCCAGAGUCUUCUCAGCAGAAAAAGCGGAGGCGGAGGAAACGCCACAGCCAAGUCGCAGCCGACUCUGAAGGAACCGCACCUUCUCAAGUGGUCGUUCUUGGGCUCUCUGAUGGUACACUCUCGCUAUUUUCCAUCACUCACGGGCGGCCUGUGCGUACGCUAUCUCAUAGCUCAAGCUCCUCAGCCAUCGUGGCCGUUGCCGUUGACGAGUCCACAAGCCAUCUUUCACCGUUUGUGUGGACCUCUGGCGCCGACGGCUUUGUUCGUCUCUGGGAUGCCUCAAAAAAUGUUCUCAUGAGCAGUUGGGCUAGUGAUGAGCGAAUACCCCAUACCUCCAUGGCAGUCCGGCCCUCAGUAGUGUCAGAGGAGCACACCGACCUCCUGGUAUCACAUCAUGCCAUCCGCCUCUUGUCGGUGGACAGCAGUCCGUCAGAGGUUCAGUUGUCUGAAAAGCAGAAACCGAAGGAGCUUUCCCGGUUUACGGGCCACGCAUCUCCAAUCCGCAUCCUGCGCUGGAGUGGUCCGUCUUGUUUCCUCUCAAUGGCGGAGGCGGAUAGAUUCGUAUACGUCUGGGAGGUUCCUGGCACACCUGGUGACGAAGGCAAGAUCGCAGCGUCGAUUCCCCUCGACUCAGAUGCACGACAUUUAUCAUUGUCGCCGUCGUCAUCAUCCUUCGUUACAGUGUCUGCUUCAGGGAAGGUCUCGGUCUUCCCAUUGUCCUCCGACAUCAGCACUCCUAGCCCCUCGAAAGCGAAGCAGAAGAUCACAACAUUGACGCCGAAGUCCACUAUCAGUGUUUCGACAAAAAAGGGCACUGGCACCGUUGAGGUUGUGGCGGCGGCAUUCAUACCCGACGAGGAGGGUCGAGUGCGAGUGGCGAGGCUGGUCAAUGGCGUCCAGCCAGCAUUUGAUGUUGUUACAUACUUUGACGACUCAGGAGACUACAUUGAGAACGUCCUCAUCUCAGACGCCGAUGCAGGAUUAGCAACCGAAGGAGAGCCGUUUAUUGGUGCACCUACGAAGCGUUAUACCGAAUCAGCAGGCCUUGCUGUCAGGUCAGGUGUCGAGCUGGGCCAAGAUGCGUCAAUGGACGAUCUUGCGAUGCGCGAUGUCGAUGGUGACCUCGAUGUAGAUCUGGCGGAGCUCAGCCUUGGCCAGAGGCUGACUGCACUUAACGGCACGAAUGGCCAAGCUGAGCGCUCAUCCGACUCCAGCGACGAAGAGCAGGAACCUGCAUCGAACGAUACACAACCUCCCUUUUCAAAACGGCGCAGAACGGUCGACACGAUCGAGGUGGUCCCUGCGAGCUCGCUGACCCGGACCCUGAUCCAGGCGCUGCACUCAUCCGAUGCUCGUCUGCUCGAAACAUGUCUUGCGCAUUCGGACGCUGCUCUGAUCCGUAACACUGUGCGCAGACUCACGCCAUCGCUGGCAGUGCCGCUCAUCACGGCAUGCGUGGAACGACUCGGAAGAGGAGCACGCGCUGCUAACAUGAAGGGCGGCGGUGGCGGUGCAAGCUCGCAGAGAGGGACGGCGUUGAUAAGUUGGGUUAAGGCUGUCCUAGCCGCCCAUAGCGGACAUCUCAUGACGAUGCCGGACCUCGUAGCACGCCUGUCAGGCUUGCACGCGACUCUCACGACUCGUCUCACACUCCAAGAUAGCCUGCUUGCGCUGAAUGGUCGUCUAGAUAUGGUGAUAUCUCAGAUCGAGCUGCGCUCGUCAGGAGCGCCGGCGCCAUUAGCCCUUCCCAAGGAUAAGCGCAAACGGCCGCAAAAACAUCGGGCGACACGAUACGUAGAGGGAGAGAGUGAGAACGAGCACGAGGAGGACAAUGAGGCAGAUAUCGCGGUCGAGGUCGACAGUGGCGAUGAAGCAGGGAGCGUGGAGGAUGUUGAGCUAGGAGGGGACGAAGAGGAGGAGGAAAAUGAGGAUAUGGACGGUGACGAAGAGGAGGAUGAGGACGAGGAUGAGGACGACGAGGAGGAAGGUGUUCCGAAAACCAAUGGCUUCAUCGACGACGAGGCGGAGGAAUAUAGCGAAGAAGAGAGCGAAGGGAGCGAGUGA
This is a messenger RNA of Laetiporus sulphureus 93-53, 2373 nucleotides long. Its product is annotated as WD40 repeat-like protein. The record is from RefSeq and is a predicted model, not a curated record. Gene Ontology annotation, cellular component: nucleolus. Gene Ontology annotation, molecular function: protein binding. Gene Ontology annotation, biological process: maturation of SSU-rRNA from tricistronic rRNA transcript (SSU-rRNA, 5.8S rRNA, LSU-rRNA). NCBI's taxonomy places the organism in Eukaryota, Fungi, Basidiomycota, Agaricomycetes, Polyporales, Laetiporaceae. The coding region runs from base 1 to 2373 and encodes 790 amino acids. The transcript has 4 exons.